AUGCCCAUCGAAGUCCAGCCGAUUGUUGCAGCCGAUCUCCGGCGUUGCGCCGAGAUUGAGCAGCGGGCGUUCGAGGAGAGCCCAUCAUUCAAGAUCCUGUUUCCCGGACCCCAAGCGGAUGAUUACUUGGGAAUCCGAGCCAGCGGCCUGGAGAAGGAGCUUCGGGAGGACCCAACCGUGCGCAUGCUGAAGGUGGUGGACACAGAUCUCGAGGGCGAUGAAGCGAUCAUCGCCUGGUCCAAGUUCAACAGUUAUCCGGAUGGGCUGCCGGUGCCGAAACCACGUGUGCUCAGUCAAGGCAUGAACACGGAGGCGUGCACGAUGCUGUUUGUCGGUAUGGAUAAGAUGCGGGAGCGUUUGAUGGCAGGCAAGCCGUGUGUCUACUUGCAUAUCCUGGUGACGGAUCCCAAGCACCAGAGACGGGGUGCUGGGCUGCAGUUGAUGACUCCGCUGAUGCAGGAAGCUGUCCGGUUGGGCGUACCGGCGUUUUUGGAAUCAUCCAACCCGGGCCACCGACUGUACCAAAAGGCGGGCUUCCAUGAUGUCGAAGAGCACCGGGUAGACUUCAGCAAGUUCGGAGCUGAGCAUCCUCACUUGAACUGGGCCAUGCUUUGGGAACUUCCCAGUCGGCGGUGUCCGUGA
Molecule: messenger RNA, 642 nt
Organism: Colletotrichum karsti
Lineage: Eukaryota; Fungi; Ascomycota; Sordariomycetes; Glomerellales; Glomerellaceae
Product: GNAT family
Exons: 2
Coding region: 1-642 (213 amino acids)
Molecular function (GO): acyltransferase activity, transferring groups other than amino-acyl groups
Source: RefSeq, a predicted model, not a curated record